This is a messenger RNA of Cataglyphis hispanica, 1106 nucleotides long. Its product is annotated as cytochrome P450 4C1-like. Gene Ontology annotation, molecular function: oxidoreductase activity, acting on paired donors, with incorporation or reduction of molecular oxygen; monooxygenase activity; heme binding. The record is from RefSeq and is a predicted model, not a curated record. The transcript has 3 exons. NCBI's taxonomy places the organism in Eukaryota, Metazoa, Arthropoda, Insecta, Hymenoptera, Formicidae. Bases 131 to 460 code for a protein of 109 amino acids.
UGUUGCAAUAUAUUUAUUAAUUUAUUUACUUGCAUAUAUAUCUAUACAUAUAAAAAACAGAAUAUUAUUAAAUACAUUUUAAUUAUUAUUGAUGACAUAGGAACGUGUGAGAGUUGAAGUCGAUUCUGUGAUGCAAGAAAACAGAGGAAGACUUACCAUGAGAUCGUUGCAAAAUUUAUCAUAUUUAGAAAGAUGUUUAAAGGAAUCGCUACGUUUAUAUCCCGUCGCGCCUUUUAUAUUGCGAAAUGUUCAGGAAGAUGUAAAAUUAGACUCAUAUGUUGUACCAGCUGGAACAAUCUUACAUCUUGAUAUCUUCCAAGUUCAUAGGGACCCCAAUUUUUGGCCAAAUCCAGAAGUAUUUGAUCCGGAUAGAUUUUUGCCCGAGAAUAUACAAAAUCGUCAUCCUUUUUCCUAUCUACCAUUCAGCGCAGGAUCGAGGAAUUGCAUAGGAACCGGAUGACACGGACGAAUGAUGAUAUCGAAUUUCAACUGUAUAUCCUUUAAAUAAUUUAUGGGCUCCAAAUAAAAAUUUUGCACCAAAAAAGCAAUCAUAGCUUUCAUCUCCAGCAGGCCGAAUCAACGACUCAUUGAGGUGUCUUUUCCUUCCAUUUUUUAAAAUUGGCAUAAUUUUUUUCCUAUAAUCUUACCGGUUCUCUAUCUUCGAAAUAUACGAAUGAUCUUUCGCGAUCGUUCGUAAGGAAUGACGACGAGGAGACGCGGACACACUUGUGUAUCCCGGUACUAAAAAUCACGUAAAAUUUGAAGCUUCGAGGGAAAAGGCAUAGUAAAAAUUAUUUGUACAUAUACCAUAUAGGAAGUGGUAAUGGUAACUCCACGAUUCUGUCAUUGUUAUCCCUUAAGAUGUGUUACUUGUUUUGCUAUGUUUUUCUCGAGCUAGUUUCUUUGCGGCGAUUGCCACAGUACGCAUACUGAUUACAAAACAUCUUGCACACAUGUCGUUAACAAAUCGCAAGACAUAUUUAUUAAAAAUAAUUAAAGCGGACGAGCAUAAUUUAUAUAAUUGUGUUGUGUAUAAAUUUUUUCCGAUAAGGAGACGCACAUAUAAAAAUAAAUAAAAAAUGAUUAGAAGAAAAGUGAUAGUUUAU